Sycon ciliatum is the source of this 1979-nucleotide messenger RNA. RefSeq names its product angiopoietin-related protein 7-like. NCBI's taxonomy places the organism in Eukaryota, Metazoa, Porifera, Calcarea, Leucosolenida, Sycettidae. Bases 152 to 1468 code for a protein of 438 amino acids. The transcript is spliced from 6 exons. The record is from RefSeq and is a predicted model, not a curated record.
UAUAUGUACGGUGAUCGUCUUGGUUUGGGGCAGGAUAACGUAAGGUGGCGAGUGUGUUCCUCAGCGAUUAAUGUUCAUCUCCGCAAGGCGUAAUCUUUUUUUGUGGGCUUGCUAGACGAUUGAUUUACGAUUUGUGACUGAGCACCAAUCCAUGAUGGGGCUGGCGUCAGCUUUCCAGUUCAUUUUGAUGUUUGGAUUGCUGUUUUCGGUCUCGUCCAUAACGGCUGGGUCCACUUACAGUGGUGAAGACUUGUCUAACGGAACGACAAAUAAAACAGGCGUCGAGGACUCGUGCAUGUCACGAGUGCUUCAGCAUUUACCCUCCGCAGCUCUCUAUCGUACCAUCCAGGACACUGAACUACUGCUAUCACGUCUCACUCCAUCUGUUGAUCAACUGAAUGCAGCCAAUGCCGACACAGCAUCGCUGUCGGCAUUGCUAGGUGGCCAUCAGCAUGCCGAGCUGUUGUUGCAGUGUCUUAGUGGGGAGCUGGAGGCAUGCAAUCAACGUCAUCCUUGCAAUAAUGCCGGAAAGUGCAUCUUCAGAAGAUCUCUAGAAGGACAUGGAGAGUACACUUGCAUAUGUAAAGAAGGCCGUGCAGGAAAGUUCUGUCAAACAGAAUGUUUAGAGGAGCCAACAACGAAUCAGCAAAUCUUGCAUCAAGUGAGCAAGGAUGUGCAAGACCUGAAAGUACAUAUGGCCACACAGGAGGACAUCAGGCACAUUGAAACUUUCCUGGAAAGUAUAAACUCGACCAUGACUGAAAUGGCAUCGAAAAUUACGUCCCUGAAUGGGUACCUUGCAGAAGACCAGGAAAAUCAGGGUGUUGAGGAAACGGAAGCAUUGACCGGAUGCAAGAGAUAUGCUCACGACGCAUCCGGAGUAUUCGCAGGCCAAAUUUCGACAUUUGAGUACAUUGCUUACUGUGAUCGAGAAACCGAUGGAGGUGGCUGGACUGUGUUUCAGAGAAGACAGGAUGGCUCAGUGGACUUUUACCGUGACUGGAAUGCAUACAAACGAGGAUUCGGAUCAGCGGCUGGAGAGUUCUGGCUGGGUCUAGAUAUACUACACUAUCUGACGUCACAAGCGGGUAGUACAUAUGAACUGCGUAUUGAUAUGGUGUUCAAGACAACUGGAGAGAAGCAUUAUGCCAAGUGGUCAACAUUCCGUGUUGAAGGUGAAGCUAACAAUUACAGACUACACGUUUCAGGAUUCUCAAGCCCUACCUUGGUGGACAGCAUGAGUUACCACAAUGGACAACAGUUCAGUACUCGAGACCGUGAUCAUGACUCACACAGUAGUGACUGUUCCAAUGCAUACAAGGGUGGUUGGUGGUAUAACAACUGUCACCAAGUCAAUGUCAAUGGAUUGUAUGGACGUAGUGAUGGAGACGCAACUGGUGUAGUGUACCGUCAAAACGUGUUCAAAAGUUUGAAGUUCGUGGAAAUGAAACUAAGAAAGCAAGGAUAAAACCCAAAGUACUACUAGAUUCACUACACACACUGCGCUCAUUUGCAUCCAAAUGCAACAUACUGCACGUCUUAACUAGUUUCCUCUUUUCAUAAUGUCUUUAGAAAUGCUUAGACCUCUUUCCACGCUUACAAUUCCUUUGCAGAGAAUCAGCAUGCCAUUCGACUCUCAGUCGCGAGAGUCUACAAACCAUCGAUGCUUUGUUUAACAUAAUAUUACUGCACACAUUCACUAAGUGAGUGUUUGCCAUUUAAGGGCAUUGCUCCAGUUCCUUCGCCACCGUAAAACACAUUGAUCUUCUUGGAGCGCUUUCGUUUUAUACUUUUUAUCAGCGAGCCAUCGUGGUUUCAAGAAUACGAUCACUCUUUGUAAUGAAUGGUACUUUUCCUCUCUACUACAAUCACCCGCAUUCUCUCACUAACCACCUGAACAUUAACCGUCUAGCGCUAUCCACUUCAACUGUUUUUGUUUUGCGUGACUAAUUGCUUAAACCAAACACACAGUAGAAUGA